This is a messenger RNA of Aspergillus pseudonomiae, 580 nucleotides long. RefSeq lists its product as uncharacterized. The transcript has a single exon. NCBI's taxonomy places the organism in Eukaryota, Fungi, Ascomycota, Eurotiomycetes, Eurotiales, Aspergillaceae. The coding region runs from base 265 to 546 and encodes 93 amino acids. The record is from RefSeq and is a predicted model, not a curated record.
GUAAGGAAUAAUCCGAGCCUGCUCAGUGGGGGACUUUUUACUCCGUACCCCGAGGACCAUGGAGGAGGCGCCUCUAAUAUCUCCUCCUCACAGCCAAGCCCCAGCUAGAUAACAAUUCCUCCGGAGGUUCUUAUCGGUUCGGGAUGGUACUCUUAGUCGGCGAAGCAUCGCUCCUGAAAUUCCCGAGUGAAUUCGGGUGAUUGAGGGAGCCUGUCGAGGAACCGACCGAGCGGUCAUUGGCCGAAAGUGGACGUUAUCAGUACGAUGGAGACUGAAGAGCCAAGACUAGGCCGGAACCGGAUGCAGAGGCCCCACAUGGCGGGAGGGUGGCGUCCAGGACCUUAUCGGGACCUCAUAGCCAAUCAUUCGGGAGAUAACUAUGAGUUGAGAGAAACGGGGAUGAUAAGGGCCACUGCAUUUUUUUUUAUUUGUCUUUCCUUAGGCUCCGCUCAUCACUGGCGGAUGGAUCCCUUCGUCAGAUACCAACCAGAGGAUUGGGCGUCAAGGCAUUCCAGGACGAAUGCCCGAUAUAACCCAGACCCUUAAAGGCCUGGACGUUAUCAGUGAUAACUGGAGGUAC